Messenger RNA from Misgurnus anguillicaudatus (oriental weatherfish), 795 nucleotides. The record is from RefSeq and is a predicted model, not a curated record. Lineage: Eukaryota; Metazoa; Chordata; Actinopteri; Cypriniformes; Cobitidae.
ACUGUGCACAGGUACAGGUCACCUGUGUUACCAUGGUAAUAACACCCCUCCCACCGUAGAACCUGUGAGGAAUAUCAAACCAACAUUCACAUCUGCAACACAACACAUGAAAAAUAUUAGAAAGAUUAUAAAUACAGACAUCUAUUAGUCAUGCACAAAUCCUACCAGCCAUUAAAACCUGUAACUAACAAAUACCUGCAGAAGAAAUGGGAUCAGACGCACUAUGAGGAUCAUCGGAGUAAGGUGCGAUCAGCCAAACCUGUAGUGAACACCAGAGGAGUCCAAACACCAGCUCAUAUUCAACUCAAACUGAAAAAACAUCAGGUUGAAGAAGAGAGACGGGCGGUGAUAGAGAGAGAUAAUCAGCUGUUGGCUAACAGAUUAACAGCUAUCACACAAUCUAAAGGACUCGUGGAUCACUGGAAUCAUUACACACUAAACAGUCUGAACGGUGAGAGACGGAGGGCGGAGCUACUGCAGGUGACGCAUGAAAACCAGGCCAUCUAUCAGCGAAUCACAGAGCGUAAAUCUGAAUACAGAAAGGAACUCUGGGAAGAGAACUGGGAAAAAGUCGAACAAAGGAGAGACGACAUCGCCCGAUAUUCACGAGGAGUGACCAAUAAACAGAAACCUAACAAGUGUGUAAAGUUUUCAUCAGGAGGAAGUCAGAGUUCAUCUGCUAGUGUAGAUGAUGAUGAUGAUGAAGAUUACAAACACUGACCAAUCAGAUAGCAGACUUCCCAGUGUGAGAACCAAUCAGAAGUAGGGGAGAAAACGUCCCUCUUUUUUAUCACA